Molecule: messenger RNA, 1768 nt
Organism: Xenopus laevis (African clawed frog)
Lineage: Eukaryota; Metazoa; Chordata; Amphibia; Anura; Pipidae
Gene: taar1.L
Product: trace amine associated receptor 1 L homeolog
Exons: 1
Coding region: 1-1020 (339 amino acids)
Source: RefSeq, a predicted model, not a curated record
AUGCAGAUACAAUACUGCUAUGAGUCUGUAAACAGAUCCUGUGAAAAGAAUGGGUGGUCAAACAAUAUAAGGAUCCCUAUGUAUGUCUUCAUGGUCAGCACAAUACUGGCAACAGUGGCCGGCAACCUUGCCGUUAUCAUCUCUAUUGCCCACUUUAAACAGCUUCAUACUCCAACAAACUACCUAAUCCUCUCCAUGUCUACCGUAGACUUUCUGCUAGGAAGCUGUGUGAUGCCCUAUAGCAUGGUGAGAUCAGUGGAGAACUGCUGGUAUUUUGGAGAUCUCUUUUGCAAAAUCCAUACCAGUAUUGACAUUAUGCUCAGCACAUCAUCAAUUUUCCACCUCUCCUUCAUUUCUUUAGACAGAUACUUUGCUGUGUGUGAUCCUUUGAGGUAUAAGUCAAGAAUGAAUGUAUUUGCUGUUCUUCUGAUGAUUUUUACUAGUUGGGUGGUACCUGCUAUUUUUGCCUUUACAAUGGUAUUUCUGGAGUUGAAUAUUAAAGGCUCAGAAAGCUAUUAUUAUAAUCAGGUCAGUUGCUUUGGAGGAUGUGCAGUGUUUUUUAGCCAAACCUCGGGUCUUGUGGCCGCAAUGGUAUCAUUCUAUAUCCCUGGAUUUGUUAUGCUUUGUGUUUAUGGAAAAAUAUAUGUAAUAGCAAGGAGACAAGCAAGGUCAAUUAAAGAUUCAGCAAACCACAACCCAUUCCAGAUAACUCUUGGAGUAAACCAGCAUGUUUCCCGAAGCAGAGACAGGAAAGCAGCAAAGACUUUGGGUAUAAUUAUGGGUGUUUUUCUUAUUUGUUGGACCCCAUUCUUUUUUUGCACUGCUACUGAUGGAUUCCUUAACUAUUUCAUCCCACCAAUUGUCAUUGAUGCUUUUGUAUGGAUAGGAUAUUUGAAUUCUACUUUUAACCCAAUGGUUUAUGCUUUUUUCUAUUUGUGGUUCCAGAGAGCAUUAAGAAUGAUUCUUUUUGGUAAGGUGUUUCACCAGGACUCUUCGAGAACCAUUUUAUAUUCAGAGUGAUAUAUAAAGCAUAACUCCAGAUUAACAAUCACAAGGAAGAUGAUAACGACUCUCAAAUAACAGAAAAGUAAAAAAUAAAAUAUGCAGUAUAUAUAAAGAAAGUAUGCAUUGUACAAUAUGUGUGAAUAUUUCAAUUAUUUAAAAAAAACAUUUAUAUUUUUCUUUUAAGUACUUGGUAAUGUUAACCUCACCAACAUUUGGGUUUCCUUUUUAUUUUACGAAUUGUAUUUUUUGUCUAAAAAUUAGUUCUUAAUUUCUUUAGUGUAAAAACCAUAAAAAGCUCUAGUACAAAACCAAGUAAAAGUAGUUGAGGUUCCAUACUACUGGACUUUUUUUUUUAAAACCAUUCAGGCUUUGAGGUUUUCAAAUAUUUUUGCUCAUAUAUUUUGCUUGUAAUUGUUGUAGGUUUAGACAAUAUUCUUAUUUUUUUUCCAGGAUCGUUCAGCACUAUUUCCAUUCGUACUUUGUGUAUUCAGAUCUUUUAAUAACUUUCAUGGCAUUUGUGGUUUUAGAGAAAGAGAAAGUUUAAUUGUGAUUUCAAAGAGCUCUAAUACCACCAAUAUUUGACUUUUAAUAAAUGGGCAUUUUAAUGUUGUCAUCUAAGGAAUACUUUCAUUUAUAAUAAAGAAGGUAUGAUAGUCUAAUUUUUUUUCAACACUUGCUAUGGGUACGGGUAUGGGUUAUCCAGAAACCCUUACCCAGAAAGUUCCUAAUUACAGAAGGGACGUCUCCCAUAAAAAUAAUUUCC